Messenger RNA from Malassezia vespertilionis, 255 nucleotides. RefSeq lists its product as uncharacterized. The transcript has 3 exons. Gene Ontology annotation, biological process: endoplasmic reticulum to Golgi vesicle-mediated transport. Gene Ontology annotation, cellular component: endoplasmic reticulum membrane; COPII-coated ER to Golgi transport vesicle; Golgi membrane. The record is from RefSeq and is a predicted model, not a curated record. Lineage: Eukaryota; Fungi; Basidiomycota; Malasseziomycetes; Malasseziales; Malasseziaceae. Bases 1 to 255 code for a protein of 84 amino acids.
AUGCUCGGUCUGGGCACCAUUUUUUAUGUCAUACUUAUUCUCGUGAAUGGUAUUGCAGUACUUAAUGAGGAGCGUUUCCUCAGCCGCGUUGGCUGGUCGACCAAUUCGCGCUCGAUGCAGCAGGAUUUGGACAUGAGCGAACCUGGCGUCAAGGCGCGGCUUAUCAGCUUGAUUGGCGCCGUGCGUGUUUUGUUGCGGAUACCGCUGAUCAUUGUUAACAUUGUGGUCAUUUUUUACGAAUUGAUCCUUGGAUAG